AUGAAUGAAUAAAAAAAAAGGAUGGAAAAAUAAAAAAAUAACAGAUGUAGAUUAUUACACAAAGUUUAUGCUUUAAAACAGGAAGCACCCUUUUUUAAUAUUAGUUUCAAAACUAGAGUUUAAAAUAUGAUAAAGCAAAUUCAAAGUUUUUAAAAUGAAAGAAGACGCUGUAAAAGUGAAUUCGAAAAUUAAUUUCCCUAAAUUUUAAGGUUGAAUCCAGUCUCUAAGCCUUAAAAUGUAGCACCAACAAAUUUAAGAUUAAAUACAAUUCGUACAACUUCAAGAUAAAGCAAUUUUAUCAUAGAUGGGGCUAAUUAAAAAGGGAAAUAACCUAAAUAAGCAAGCUUAGAUUAAAAUCGUAGGUUUUCAUCAGACCCUUUAAGAUUUAAUUCUAAGAUUAAAACUUAAAUAUAAACAUUUAUACUCAAAGAUACUAUUCCAAUUAAAGAUCGACAGAUGAAAAUUGAGAAGUAGACAUAAUUAGAAUAUAAUUUAUUCGAGAAUAUAUCAAGUUGGUCAAGAAAGACUUCUGAAAGCAUUUUAUGA
Messenger RNA from Paramecium sonneborni, 546 nucleotides. Lineage: Eukaryota; Ciliophora; Oligohymenophorea; Peniculida; Parameciidae. The record is from the annotation of a GenBank genome assembly.